Molecule: messenger RNA, 312 nt
Organism: Penicillium canariense
Lineage: Eukaryota; Fungi; Ascomycota; Eurotiomycetes; Eurotiales; Aspergillaceae
Exons: 1
Coding region: 1-312 (103 amino acids)
Source: RefSeq, a predicted model, not a curated record
AUGUCUCAGCGCCGGCGGAAAAAGGGAGGGGCAGGCUCCCAUAGCCUCCCAUACCGAUCCUAUCACUGGUUAUCUUCCUGCAGCAUCAUUUCCCAGCGGGUGCGACGGGCGAUGCGACGAACCGUUGUAACGAGUGGAAGGCCGCCGCAGCACCGCAGGCCGCAAGGCGGGCGAUUGGCUGGGAGCUGCAGCGCCCUGAACCGCACAUCGCGGCCGACGGGCAUCCGCGUUGGCCAGGGUCCACUGAUGUCCACCGAUGAGACUCUGCACGGCCAAGACGAGGAGGUCCGGCUGGGCAGCCCAGUGGCUUAA